AUGUGUAUAUUAUAUACUUUAAUACAUUGGAUCAAUAUCAACUUAUUAAGAAUGUCCUUGGAAAUAAAUAAAGAAUCUAUUACUAUGAACGAUUCGGUAGAAAAACCACAACAUAAUUCUCUACAUCAUAGUUACAUAAAUUUUCUAUAUUUCCUAAAGCCAGACGCUCUUGCAUUUACAUAUUAUCUAUCACAUGUUUUCGUUGUAGAUAAUUACCUUGACUCUAGUACUCAUGCUAUAGCUUCUUGGUAUAAGAUUAAAAUAAUAACAAUGGAUACUUCAAUUGCUUUCUCAUUUAUAAUAGUGAUACCAUUAAAAAUUAUCUGA
Messenger RNA from Vanderwaltozyma polyspora DSM 70294, 327 nucleotides. Its product is annotated as Tkp4 protein. The coding region runs from base 1 to 327 and encodes 108 amino acids. The transcript has a single exon. Lineage: Eukaryota; Fungi; Ascomycota; Saccharomycetes; Saccharomycetales; Saccharomycetaceae. The record is from RefSeq and is a predicted model, not a curated record.